Molecule: messenger RNA, 654 nt
Organism: Pleurotus ostreatus (oyster mushroom)
Lineage: Eukaryota; Fungi; Basidiomycota; Agaricomycetes; Agaricales; Pleurotaceae
Exons: 2
Coding region: 1-654 (217 amino acids)
Source: RefSeq, a predicted model, not a curated record
AUGUCUUUGAGACGAACGUAUACAUCACCCCAUCCUCUGACGACAAAAGCACUAUCUCCAGCGUUGCGCCGCACAAAUUCACAUCAUCACCUCGCGUCUUUGUCGUAUGAAGUCCCCCCGCAACAAUCACCACGUGUGAUCAAGGAAGACCCGUUCAGUCUCUCGGGUUUCUUUCCAAGUGCAUUGGCCGGUACUGAAGAGGAUCGCGAGGAAUGGAACUGGCUGAGCCCGGAGAGCGUAGAGCCAGCGACGAGCCCCGAGUCGUACAGCUUGAACGCUGAUUAUGCGGACUUGGUGGACAACAUCGUGGCGCUGGAUGUGAGUGGAGAAGAAGAAUUGAUGACUCGAACGAUUGAGAAGGAAGACAAGUUGGGAAUACUGUCACUGGCACGAGUUCUGGGAGGCAGGGACGAGGAGUACAAGCAGGAGGACUACAGGAUGUUCUCACCGUACCUAGACGACAACGACCCAGUCGACGACAACGCGCUCUACAUGAACCUGUGCGCGCGCCGCGAGUCGCAUUCCCGGGUACAUUCUGGGGGGACAGAAACGCGGUUUGAUGGGUUAUUUUUCCCAAAACGAGGGAUCGACGAUACUGCAGAGGCGGAGCAGCAAAGUCUAUUGGAGACAAUGUUUUUAGGGCGCACUGUCUAG